GAUCCCUGCUGAGAGAAAGAGAGGCUGCAUGUGGAAAGCUAUGAGAGCAGGGGAAAAGCGGAAAAGCAUUCAGCUCUUGGUGACCAACAAAGACUACUGACAACUUGUCGACUAAUAACACUCUUCUGGAGAAACGGAACUACAUGGUAGCGCUUCAGUCUGCUGAUGGCUCUUUACCUUAUUCCUUCACUCAUCCUAAAUUGUUUUAGGAUAGUGACAAGACAUGGAAAUGUGCCACGUGGGAAAUGCGAAGGGUCGUGCCGGAACGUUCAAGUUUUUGGAGGAUGUGGAUGGAGUGACUGACAUUUUCCACUGAGGUACGCAUCUGGCCAGGAGUAGGAAGAAAUGGAAUAUUUAAGAUCCCUCGGAUGGCUGACAUUAAUUGUGGUUAAAAGGAAGCAGUGACAUGUUUUGUUCUUUUUAAGCUCUAACCUGACAUGAGUUUGUGAGGGAGAGAAAAGGGGAGAGGGGAAACUUAGUGACACAUGGACAAACACAAUUUCAAUGCAACCAUGUUCAUCACCCAUGCCUGUCAGCAGCUAAUGUCAUCUUACAGGUAUGGGGAAAAGUUGGGAUGAGGAGCAAGGACGACCAAAGCUUUUUAGGAAAUUUCACUCAGCUUUUCAACAUAAGUUUUUUUUAUCUCCUUUCCUUCUGCAAAACCAAGUGCUGGUUGUGUGCUUAGGAAGAAACAUAGUUGCUGGAAAACCGUCAACAACAAGAUGAAAUUCUGAUAUUCAAAAAGUAGACCUUAUAUUUUUAUCAUGAGUGCUGCUUUUACAAGACCAAAUUUCAAGGAUGUGAAACCUGUGACUUCAGUUGCAACGUUUUCCAACGGAUUCUAUAAUAUUCUUAUUUUUCUUCUCUUGUUUGGAUUUGGGUAUUUUGUGUACCUGAAGCGCUUCUGUCUCCCUUGUUUGCUUAUUUUUCCAGAGGCAUGAUAAACAGCGAUAUUACCCGAGCAAUUUAAUUUUUACACACCCUAUUGUCCUUUAAGAUCAAACAGCUGCUCUUUUUGUCGCCCUCGAUUCAGCGAGCUGCUAUUUUUGUUUCCCUCUGUGGAAGGAUCAUUUGUUGAUCCUGACAGACAUUUCAAGGCUCCAGCUUCCUCUGAGGUGUUGGAGUACCCAAGCACAUGUUGUAUUGAAGUGUAGUUUGUAAAUCAAGCGACACAAGGUGAUGCUUUAUGGUAUCCUGCAAGUAAAUUUUUCUUAAAACUAUAAUUUUGCUCUAGUCUGACUGAAUUUCCAGGCAGUAAUCCUGAGGCAUUCAUCUCUUGUGGCACAGAGCUGACGCUAUGAACCUGCGCGGUGGCAACAUGUCCGACUUAAUCUCUAACACAAUCAGGACCUUCGGUACUCUGGAGUCCAACCCUUGGCCUUCAGCUUUACCCAAUAACUCAUCACUGAUCAAGUGUCCGGUGAGCGACGUGGCUCGCAACGGGAUUGAGACGCAGCCGGAAAACUGGUCACAGCACAAUGGCGCUGGAGAUUUCGGAUCUCGCUGCCUUCACUCUGAGUUGCCGGUGGAGAAGAACUGGCCAGCACUGCUGAUUCUGGUCGCCAUCGCUGUCACGGUCAUGGGUAACAUCCUGGUGAUCCUGGCGGUUUCCCUGGAGAAAAAGCUGCAGAACGCCACUAACUAUUUCCUGAUGUCACUGGCCGUGGCUGACAUGCUCCUCGGCAUCUUGGUGAUGCCGGUUUCCAUGGUGACCAUUCUCUACGAUUACAAGUGGCCUCUUCCCUCUGACCUUUGUCCUAUCUGGAUCUACCUGGAUGUCCUAUUUUCCACAGCAUCUAUCAUGCAUCUUUGUGCAAUUUCACUGGAUCGAUACAUCGCAAUAAGAAACCCGAUCCACCACAGCCGCUUCAAUUCUCACACAAAGGCUCGCAUCAAGAUCAUGGCAGUGUGGACCAUUUCAGUGGGGAUUUCAAUGCCGAUUCCUGUACUGGGACUCAGAGACCAUUCCAAAGUUUUCAAAAAUGGGAACUGCCUGUUAACAGAUGACAACUUUGUACUGGUGGGUUCCUUCAUUGCCUUUUUUGUUCCACUAACCAUCAUGAUUGUCACCUACUUCCUGACCAUCAGUGCGCUACAGAAUGAAGCCACACUCUGCUUGGACCAGCUUGUUCCCCGGCCCAAAUGGAGCACAACAUUCACACUGAGCUUCUUUCCUCAAAGUUCUGUAUCCUCUGAGAAACUCUUCAGACGCUCAAUAAGCCGAGAGGUUGGAGGAAGAGGAAGCACUGGCGGCCUCGGUGGUGCACGUGGGAGCAUCUCCAAUUCGAUGUUUGGCCGGCGCACUAUGCAGUCUAUCAGCAAUGAGCAGAAGGCAUCAAAGGUGCUGGGAGUUGUUUUUUUCCUCUUUGUGGUCAUGUGGUGCCCGUUUUUUAUCACAAAUGUACUGAUGGUUGUGUGCCAUCGCAAUAUAUGCCAUCCAGAGGUCAUGGAGGGUCUGCUAAACAUUUUUGUCUGGGUCGGAUACUUGUCUUCGGCUGUCAACCCACUUGUCUACACACUUUUUAACAAAACAUACCGCUCAGCUUUCAUGCGCUACAUUCGCUGCCAGUAUCAGCCAGAAAAAAAACCUCUUCAACUCAUACUGGUGAACACCAUUCCACCUAUGGCCUUCAACUCCACUCAGUUACCCCUGGAUGACAUGGGGAAGUUACACAACGGAACAAUACGAUGUGAGAAGGAAUCAAGGGAUUUCGUCUUGCCUGGGAAGGAAAAAGAGAAGUGCAAACAGGGCAAAAGCCAAAGAGACAAAGAUGAGAGCAGUGUGUAAGAAAACUCUAGUUAAAGAUGGUAUAGAUGUUUUGGAUUAAAGAAAUCCUGCAAUUAAUCUCUUUCAAUUGGUAGGGACACUCACUGUACCAUCUCAACCAAAGUGUGAAGGCUUGAGGUCAUGAGGUCAUACCUAAUAUGAA
Fundulus heteroclitus (mummichog) is the source of this 2930-nucleotide messenger RNA. It is a transcript of the gene htr2aa, whose product is annotated as 5-hydroxytryptamine (serotonin) receptor 2A, genome duplicate a. Gene Ontology annotation, molecular function: neurotransmitter receptor activity; G protein-coupled serotonin receptor activity. The transcript has 3 exons. Gene Ontology annotation, biological process: chemical synaptic transmission; G protein-coupled receptor signaling pathway, coupled to cyclic nucleotide second messenger. Gene Ontology annotation, cellular component: dendrite; plasma membrane. Lineage: Eukaryota; Metazoa; Chordata; Actinopteri; Cyprinodontiformes; Fundulidae. The record is from RefSeq and is a predicted model, not a curated record. The coding region runs from base 1298 to 2788 and encodes 496 amino acids.